GAACUCUGAGGUCCCAGGCUCUGAAUUUUACCCAGCAAUGCUGUGUAAAACCAGGUAUACUCUCUGGCCCUGCUACCUGCUGCAGAUUCUCACAGCAUCAAUCUCAUUCUCCUUGGACCUACUCAGAAACAGGAGAAAGAUUAACAGUGCCUCACAAGAGUUCCUCACAGGAGCACAAGGACCAGCUUUUUCCCUAUGAGAGGCUGGGACAUUUACUUAACACCUGACACUGAAGAAACCAAAGACCUUCAGUUCUGAAAUCUCAAUUUCAUUCUCCUCCUCAGGUCGACCAGCUAUAUUGAGCUUAUGGCCAAAAGAAAUCUCAGCACUGUGACAGAGUUUAUUCUUGAAGGCUUCACAGGUCACCCUGAACUGGCAGUUCCUCUCUUCAUAGUGUUUCUCAGCUCCUAUCUUGUCACUCUUCUGGGGAAUGUAGGCAUGAUUAUUCUAAUCCAAGUGGAUGCCCAACUCCACACCCCCAUGUACUUCUUCCUGAGCCACCUUGCCUUCCUGGAUGCCUGCUUUGCCUCAGUAAUCACCCCUCAGAUUCUGGCCACACUGGCCACAGACAAGUCGGUCAUCUCCUAUGGCCACUGUGCUGCACAGUUCUUUUUCUUCACCGUCUGUGCAGGCACGGAGUGUUACCUGCUGUCAGUGAUGGCCUAUGACCGCUUUGUUGCCAUUAGCAAUCCACUGCGCUACAACAUGAUCAUGACUCCAGGUACAUGCAGGGUCUUAUUGGCCGUGGCCUACAUCUGUGGGGUGUCAGGGGCCAUUCUGCGUACCACAUGCACCUUCACCCUCUCCUUCUGUGGUGACAAUCAGAUCAACUUCUUCUUCUGUGACCUCCCACCCCUGCUGAAACUCGCCUGCAGCAGCAUGACACAAACUGAGAUUGUCAUUCUCUUUUUUGCAAAAUUCAUGUUCCUAGCCAAUGUCAUGAUUAUCCUGAUCUCCUACAUGCUCAUUAUCAGAGCCAUUUUGAGGGUGGAGUCGGCAGGUGGGCGAGCCAAGGCCUUCUCCACCUGCACAUCCCAUCUCACCACUGUUGUCCUCUUCUUUGGGACACUUGCCUUCAUGUACCAGAGAAGUAACUCUGACAAAUCCUCAGAGGAAGACAAGAUAGUGUUUGUCUUUUACACUGUAAUCAUCCCUAUGUUGAACCCCUUGAUCUACAGUCUGAGGAACAACGAUGUAAAAGCUGCAUUCAGAAAGGUCAUUGGCAAAUUCCAGUUUCCAAGGAACAUAGCUUUCAGUAAGGGCCCUUCAUUGUGACCCAUCUUUUCUCCAGGUCUUCAUACUCCAAUGGGCAUCAACACCAGCUGGUGCUUUCCCCCAACAGUGUACAGUAGGUAGCUUUCUUCAGCACCUGGAAGUGUGCAGGAACUACCUGUCCUUAGAGAAAAGUACAAGUUUCAUGAUGUUUGUUUGGAUGACCUCCUCUCCCUCCAUUUUCUAACCCCCUCUCUCUUUAGCCCUCUCAAACUUUGUGGGUUCUAGUGCUACUCCCUGGCACCACAGAAAUAAAAAGUAGCAUAGUCAUAAGUGAACUGAUCACCACAUCCAACCCCCCCUUUCUAACUCAGCCAUGCUUGGGUUUCUCAGUUGCUCUUACUUAUUCUUUUGUUACUGUGCUCAUUGACACUGACUUUUACUCUUUGUAGAAAAUUAUAGCUAUAAAUUGUA
Molecule: messenger RNA, 1686 nt
Organism: Cebus imitator (Panamanian white-faced capuchin)
Lineage: Eukaryota; Metazoa; Chordata; Mammalia; Primates; Cebidae
Product: olfactory receptor 9I1-like
Exons: 3
Coding region: 307-1275 (322 amino acids)
Biological process (GO): sensory perception of smell; G protein-coupled receptor signaling pathway
Cellular component (GO): membrane
Molecular function (GO): G protein-coupled receptor activity; olfactory receptor activity; odorant binding
Source: RefSeq, a predicted model, not a curated record